Asparagus officinalis (garden asparagus) is the source of this 558-nucleotide messenger RNA. RefSeq lists its product as uncharacterized. Gene Ontology annotation, molecular function: nucleic acid binding; RNA-DNA hybrid ribonuclease activity. The record is from RefSeq and is a predicted model, not a curated record. NCBI's taxonomy places the organism in Eukaryota, Viridiplantae, Streptophyta, Magnoliopsida, Asparagales, Asparagaceae. The transcript has a single exon. Bases 1 to 558 code for a protein of 185 amino acids.
AUGGAUAAGUAUAAUGCACUACUCAUUGGACUCGAACUGGCUAGAGAAUUAGAGAUAAAGCAUCUCAAGGCUUACGGUGACUCCCAGCUCAUCGUCAGACAGAUGACGGGGGAAUACGAGGUUAGAAAUGACGAUCUGAUCCCACUUCAUAAGGCAGCUAUUAAGCUAGUCGAGUCUUUCGAAAGCUUCCACCUUGAGCACAUGCUUCGUUCCAAGAAUACGCACGCAGAUGCCCUCGCGUCAUUAGCAGGUAACCUGGCCCAACCGCUAGGGACGACUCAGCAUGUUGCUAUCGCGAGCCGACGACUCUUUCUGCCAGAGGAUGUUCUGGAAGUAAACGUUACUCACCAUAUUUUAGGUCAACUUGACUCGAAAGAUUGGCGUUUCCCGAUUAUUGACUACAUCUUAUAUGGCAUAGUGCUCGAAGAAGCUAGGGAGCGGGAAUUUGUCCGCCGACGCGCCGCAAGGUUCUACUACGACUCAACCUCAAAAAUCUUGUAUCGUAGGUCGUAUGAUGGUACGCUGCUUCGAUGUCUUUCAAAGACAAAAGCACAAUAA